AUGCAUAAGAUAGAUACGAUUAGCGCGUUGCGCGAAGCUACGGAGCCUGGCGUGAUAACGCGAAGUAUGCUUGUUUCUCUAGCGAUAGAUCAGGGACCAAAGAAAGAAGGCGGCAGACUGUUUGUUCAAGACGGAAUCGAACUGGACAAAUUGGAGGAAAUUCGAAUCGAGUUUCUGAAGAUUUUAAAUAUCGAUCACCUCUGGUUGUUGAAAAGUCUAGUUAAACUAUCACUGUCUCAUAAUGUUAUUCAAAGAAUCGAAAAUCUGGACGAGCUUUGCCACUUGAAGGAACUGAAUCUUUCGUUUAAUAACAUCAAAAUUAUGGAAAACUUGAAUAAUCUACAUCAGCUAGAAAUUUUGCUUUUAUAUAGUAACGAGAUCUCAAUCGUACAGAAUAUAAGCGAUUUAAAGAAGCUGAUCAUUUUGAACAUUGGUAAAAACAAGAUCGAUGACUGGGAGCAUGUUGUAUAUCUCCAUGACUUUAAAUCGCUCAAAAGUUUAAACACAUGCGAUAAUCCUUGUACAAAGAUAGACGGAUACUUGGACUAUUUGUUCGCAUUUAUGCCUCAAUUGACAUAUUGUCAAUAUAAAAUGAUAUCCGAAAACGAGCGUCAAUCUGCCAUCGAUAAGCAUUAUCGUAUAAUUAGUAAUCUCAAAGAAAACGAGGCAAAAAUACAAACAGAAUUGGAGUUGCAACAAGAAUUUGAAAAUAAAACCUUAUUACUAUUUGCAUCAUACGUGGAGCAUCUUGAUGAAGAUUAUUUGUUCCAACAAAUAUUUUCUUCUGAUAAAGCAGGUAGAACGUUAUCCACGAUAAAUGAAAAUACACAAAAUGCAUUCGAGGAGUACAAAAAGUCUUUCGUUGCAAUAUGUCACGAAUUAUGUGAACUAGGUUUACAAGAGAAUGAUAGAAGAACGGAGGAAAUAAGAUUAUUUGAAACUGCUGUUAAUGAAGGCAAGACAAAUAUGCAAAAUGAAGCAAGAAGAAUUGUGAAUAAAGUACUUGAAAAAAGGACAACGAUAUUUGCAAAUAUAAAAGAUGAGAUGGAAACUUUGGUAAAAAAACAAGAGCAAGAAGUUGAGAGUGUCAUCGCAAAAACAAGAGAACUGUUUAAUGAAUUCAAUGAUUUAUUGUCCAAGACACAAAAUCAGUUAAUGUCUAAAGAAAUUAUACUGCAUGAGCAAAUAGUGGAUAUAAACGAAGUAUUCAGGAUGAAUAUAACAGCUAUGGUCAACUCGUUCCUAGAAACUGCACGAGAAAACUUUUCGUUAUUACGAAAUGCAGAGAAAGAAUAUAAUAACAUAAUUGAAUUAGUUUUACAAUCUCUAAGUGAUUUUGAGAACGAGGCAUUUCUUAAGGAUCUGUGCUGCGAUAAUGAUACUUUGGCUACUAUUCUUACUGCCUCGUAUGAAACACACUUACAAGUGAUAGAUAAUCGAGAGAAGCACAUGAUAAAUCGACUCAAUAAUUGGCUUAAAGAGUAUAUCAAUCGAUUAUUUGCGGAUGAGAAUAAAAGGAAUCGUCAACAAAUAGUGGAAAUAUCGCAUUUUUUUGAAUAUCAACAUCAACAACUUAAUUUGAUAAGCUCACCACAACAGUUAGGCUUGGCAGGCAUUGAUCUCGAUGAUGACGAUAUAUUGGAAAAUUAA
Molecule: messenger RNA, 1650 nt
Organism: Atta colombica
Lineage: Eukaryota; Metazoa; Arthropoda; Insecta; Hymenoptera; Formicidae
Product: dynein regulatory complex subunit 3-like
Exons: 9
Coding region: 1-1650 (549 amino acids)
Molecular function (GO): protein binding
Source: RefSeq, a predicted model, not a curated record